Malassezia japonica is the source of this 2490-nucleotide messenger RNA. RefSeq names its product Coatomer subunit beta' (gene SEC27). The coding region runs from base 1 to 2490 and encodes 829 amino acids. Gene Ontology annotation, molecular function: structural molecule activity; protein binding. Gene Ontology annotation, cellular component: COPI vesicle coat. Gene Ontology annotation, biological process: endoplasmic reticulum to Golgi vesicle-mediated transport; intracellular protein transport; retrograde vesicle-mediated transport, Golgi to endoplasmic reticulum. The transcript has a single exon. The record is from RefSeq and is a predicted model, not a curated record. Lineage: Eukaryota; Fungi; Basidiomycota; Malasseziomycetes; Malasseziales; Malasseziaceae.
AUGCCCAUGCUGCUGGACAUCCAACGGAAGUUCUUCUCGCGCUCGGAGCGUGUGAAGUCCGUCGACUUCCACCCUACCGAGCCGUGGCUGCUGGCUGGGCUGUACAAUGGUACCGUGUUCAUUUGGAACUACGAGACGAGCGCGGUGGUCAAGACCUUCGAGGUAGCCGACGUGCCUGUGCGCUGCGUGCGCUUUAUUGCGCGCAAGAACUGGUUUCUUGCCGGCUCGGACGACUACUACCUGAGGUGCUACAACUACAACACGCACGAAAAGGUCAUUGCGUUCGAGGCACAUCCGGACUAUGUUCGCAGCAUUGCCGUGCACGCGACGCACCCGUACGUGCUCACCGGCGGUGACGACAUGACUGUCAAGCUCUGGGACUGGGACAAGAACUGGCGCCUGAUGCAGACCUUUGAGGGACACACGCACUUUAUCAUGAACCUGUGCUUCAACCCGAAGGACUCGAAUUCGUUCGCCUCCGCCUCGCUCGAUCGCACCGUCAAGGUCUGGACGCUCGGCGCGAGCCAGGCCAACUUUACCCUCGAGGCGCACGAGAAGGGCGUGAACUACGUGGACUACUACCACGGCAGCGACAAGCCCUAUAUGAUCACGACCGGCGACGACAAGACCGUCAAGAUCUGGGACUAUCUCUCCAAGUCGUGCGUGCAGACGCUCUCGGGCCACUCGUCGAUCGUGUCGUUCGCCAUCUUCCACCCCUCGCUCCCGCUGAUCAUCUCGGGCUCGGAGGACGGGACGGUGAAGCUGUGGCACGCUAAUACCUACCGCCUCGAGUCGACGCUCGACUACGCGCUCGAGCGCGUCUGGUGCAUUGCUUACCAAAAGAACAAGAACGAUAUCGCGCUGGGCUACGACGAGGGCGCAGUCGUCGUCAAGCUCGGCAAGGAGGAGCCGAGCGUGAGCAUGGACGUCAGCGGCAAGGUCGUCUGGGCACGCAACGCCGAGGUCCUCAGCACGAACCUCGCGACACUCACCGACCAGGAGCUCGUCGACGGCGAGCGCAUCCGCAUCCAGACGCGCGAGAUGGGCAACACGGAAAUCUUCCCCCAGCUCCUGCAGCACUCGCCGAACGGCCGCUUUGUGACGGUGUGCGGCGACGGCGAAUAUACGAUCUACACCGCGCUGGCGUGGCGCAACAAGGCAUUUGGCGCCGCGCUCGGCUUUGCGUGGGCCGCCGACUCCAACACGUACGCGAUCCGCGAGAACUCGACGACGCGCGUGCGCCUGUUUAAAAACUUCAAGGAGCAGUCCGGCCUGGUCCUGGUCAACUACGUCGUGGAGGGCAUUGCGGGCGGCGCGCUCUUGGCCGUGAUUGGCGUUGGGUUCGUGUGCUUCUACGACUGGAAUACGGGCGCAAUGGUGCGCCGCAUCAACGUCGAGGCGCGCCAGGUGCUCUGGUCGCAGACGAAUCAGCUCGUGGCAAUCGCGACCGACGACUCGUACUACGUCCUGCGCUUCAACCGCGAGGCGUACGACGAGUACGCCGCGAGCGGCAUGGCGUCGGACGACGACGGCUUUGAGGACGCGUUCGAAGUCCUCGCCGAGGUGUCCGAGACCGUGCGCACCGGAAAGUGGACCGGCGAGUGCUUUGUGUACACCAAUGCGGCGAACCGCCUGCAGUACUUUAUCGGCGAGCAGGCGUACACCAUCCGCCCGCUCGACCACGAGCUGUACGUGCUCGGGUACCUGCCCCAGCUGAGCCGCGUGUUUGCCGCAGACAAGGAUCUGAACGUCUACUCGUUUGCGCUCUCGCUCGCUGUGAUUGAGUACCAGACCGCCAUCUUGCAGCAGGACUUUGCGCACGCCGCCGAGCUCCUGCCGACGAUUCCCGCGCAGCAGCGCAACAAGGUGGCCAAGUUCCUAGAGGCACAGGAGAUGCACGACCUCGCGCUCGACGUCGCUGUCGACGCCGACCACAAGUUCGACCUCGCCGUGUCGCUCGACAAGUUUGACGUGGCGCUUGAGAUCGCACGCACGGCGCCGGCGUCGGGCGCCGAGACGCGCUGGCGCACGAUUGGCGACCGCGCCCUCGCGCGCUGGAACGUGGCGUUGGCGCAAGAGUGCUUCGAGAUGGCGAACGACGUGCACUCGCUCCUGCUCAUUGCGACCGCCAAGAAGGACGCCGCGCUUCUGCGGGACGUCGGCCAGAAGGCGCGCGCCAAGGGCGACAUGAACCUCGCUUUUGCCGCCUUCCUUCAGGUCCAGGACGUGGCGCAGUGCAUCGAGAUCCUGAAGGAGACGAAGCGCUUUGCCGAGGCGGCGCUCUUUGCCCGCACCUACGCCCCGAGCCAGGUUCCGGCGCUGGUCCAGAGCUGGAAGCAGGAGUUUGAGGUGCAGCCGAGCCAGAAGCAGCAGCAGAUGGGCGCACGCAUCGGCGACCCGAGCCUCGACCCGGCGCUCUUCCCCGAGGGCUGGGACGCGACGCUCGCCCGCGAGGCGAGCCUGCGCCCGCAGGCCAACCUGCUCGACUAG